Molecule: messenger RNA, 2007 nt
Organism: Carya illinoinensis
Lineage: Eukaryota; Viridiplantae; Streptophyta; Magnoliopsida; Fagales; Juglandaceae
Product: nucleobase-ascorbate transporter 7-like
Exons: 15
Coding region: 217-1821 (534 amino acids)
Biological process (GO): transmembrane transport
Cellular component (GO): plasmodesma; plasma membrane
Molecular function (GO): transmembrane transporter activity
Source: RefSeq, a predicted model, not a curated record
GUUUCUCGGCCUCCAAGUGGCUCUUGGGCUGUAAAAUAACGCAUGCAUAACUUAAUAUUUGACGCUCCCCAGGAUUCUCCAAGCUGUUCUAGCCUGCGAUAAACUUUUUGCAAGGAGAGUAGAGAGUGGUUGCUGUUUUUCACUGCAACGCUUGCCUUCUGUGUGUCGAGGAUAUUACGUAGAGAAUCGAAAUAAAGAAGAAGAUCAGAGAAAAGCAUGGCAGGAGGUGGAGGACCUGCGCCACCGCCGAAACAAGAAGAGCUGCAUCCACAUCCAGCCAGAGAUCAGUUAACAAGCGUUUCUUACUGCAUUAACAGUCCUCCUCCAUGGCCCGAGGCUAUUUUACUUGGUUUCCAACAUUACUUGGUGAUGCUUGGUACAACUGUGCUGAUUCCAACAUCUCUAGUUCCGCAGAUGGGAGGAGGCAACGAGGAGAAAGCAAAAAUGAUUCAGACAAUAUUGUUUGUGGCUGGUUUGAACACAUUGUUUCAAUCAUUGUUUGGGACUCGUCUACCUGCCGUGAUCGGUGCUUCUUAUAGCUAUGUACCAACAACCAUUUCAAUCAUUUUGGCAGGUCGAUACAGUGACAUUGUAAAUCCUCAGGAGAAAUUUGAAAAGAUAAUGCGUGGAAUCCAGGGUGCUCUUAUUGUUGCCUCGACUCUCCAGAUUGUAGUUGGCUUUAGUGGCCUUUGGCGUAAUGUUGCAAGGCUCUUAAGUCCGCUUUCUGCUGCUCCCCUGGUUGCUUUGUCAGGUUUCGGGCUAUAUGAAUUUGGAUUUCCAGUGCUUGCAAAAUGUGUAGAGAUCGGGCUGCCACAGCUCAUCAUUUUAGUAAUAUUUUCACAGUAUAUACCUCACUUGAUGCAUGGGAACAAGAAUAUCUUUGAUCGAUUCGCUGUUAUAUUCUCGGUGGCGAUUGUUUGGAUUUAUGCUCACCUGCUCACCGUGGGAGGGGCUUACAAGAAUACAGGGCCUAAAACCCAAAUAAGUUGUAGAACUGACCGUGCUGGAAUCAUUGGUGCUGCUCCAUGGAUUAGGGUUCCAUAUCCUUUUCAAUGGGGAGCUCCAACUUUUGAUGCAGGAGAAGCUUUUGCAAUGAUGGGUGCUUCAUUUGUUGCUCUUGUGGAGUCCACUGGCGCAUUCUUUGCCGUGUCAAGGUAUGCAAGCGCAACUCCAAUCCCACCUUCAAUUCUUAGCCGCGGUGUUGGUUGGCAGGGAGUAGGCAUUCUGUUAUCAGGAAUAUUUGGAACUGGAAAUGGUUCAUCAGUUUCUAUUGAAAAUGCGGGUUUGUUAGCUUUGACCCGAGUUGGUAGCCGAAGGGUUGUUCAAAUGUCAGCUGGAUUCAUGAUCUUCUUUUCCAUCCUUGGGAAAUUCGGAGCUGUUUUUGCUUCAAUUCCAGCACCAAUCAUUGGAGCAUUAUAUUGCCUGUUCUUUGCUUAUGUGGGUUCAGCAGGCCUCAGUCUUCUUCAGUUUUGCAAUCUAAACAGCUUUAAAGUAAAGUUCAUAUUAGGCUUCUCAGUGUUCAUGGGAUUAUCAAUACCUCAAUACUUCAAUGAGUACACUGUUGUUAAUGGCUACGGUCCCGUCCAUACAGGAGCAAGAUGGUUCAACGAUAUGAUCAACGUUCCAUUCUCGUCUGAGCCAUUUGUUGCCGGCUUAUUGGCUCUAAUAUUGGACCUGACACUGCACAGGAAAGACAACCAAACCAAGAAAGAUAGAGGUAUGCCUUGGUGGGAAAGGUUCAGGUCAUACAAGACAGAUACAAGAAGCGAGGAGUUCUAUUCUCUGCCCUUCAACCUGAACAAGUUUUUCCCAUCUGUUUGAUCACUGCUUUCCAGCAUGAAGUUUUGAAGCCGUGUGACCAAAGUUAUGCUCCUAAGAUACAUUAUAGAUAUCUUAUUAAUGUGGGUACACAUUCUCUUACAUGGAUUGCAUUUAAUUUCCUCGUCUCUCAAGUAGUCAAAACUUUGUAAAUCAACUCAGAAGGAUGAAUAUGUUCUUUCUAAAGCA